GUGUAAGUUGUGACAGUUCCGGGAGAUGUGAGUGGAGCGGUGGGUUCAGGCAGGUGUGUUCAGGUGUGCGGAGCUGUGGUCGCUUCAUUAAUAAGACUAUUGAUCAGAAUCUGAUCUCUGUGAUCAUGCGGAGCGCUCUACUGCGCAGCCUCAGGAGCGUCCGCGAGUCUCUGCUGCCGGACACCAGCGCGAGAAGCUCACACCUGCCCCAGCGGCGCGAGGAGGAGGAGGAUGAGGAUGAAGGCAGCAGGUCCUCUCUGGAUCAUCUGCCGGUGGAUAUGCAGUUUCUCAUUAUGACCUACCUCCCCCCUGAGGACCUGUGCAGGCUGGGAGGCUGCAGCAGAUACUGGAGGUCGAUGGUUCAGGAGCCUCUGCUGUGGAGGUACUUCUUCAUGCGGGACAUGGCCAGCUGGACCUCUGUGGACCAUUUGUCCAUGCCUCAGGAGGAGUUCCUGAAGACAGCAGCAGUGACGGAGGGAUCAGAGCUGCAGAGACGGGACUACAUGUCAGAGUAUCUGCGCUGUUCCCCAGCAUGCCGGCGUCAGUAUGGGCAGCACCGGCCGGCUCUGGAGGCUGUGGCGCAUUUCCUGCAAAACCUGGUAGCCGGAGCAGAGCCGCGGUUCGCCAUGCUCGGACCCGGUCUGGAACAGCUGGACAUUUCUCUGAUGACUACCAUGAUGUACUCUCCACACAUCCUGCCUAUGGCAGGGAUACCACAGCGACAGAUCGAAGGGAUUGGAUCUGGAAUUAGUUUUCUGUAUAACAACCGGCAUAAAUUCAACAUUAUUACUUUAUACUCAACUUACAGCUCAGAGAGGGAGAGAGCUCGGUUGGAGCAGCAGAGUGUGCGCAGUAAGCUGUUUGUUCAGCAGGGGGAGGUAGAGGGUCUGCCGGUGUACAGUGUGACCCCGCAGGUACAGGAAGUGUGUCAGGCUGUGAACGGGUUCAUCUUCGUCUCAAACGCUGAGACUGACCGGGGGCGUAUGGAAGAAUCCAGUCAGCUGCAGUCUGUCCUUCAGCCCGUUUGGGGUCCGGCGUCUCGCCCACUGCUCGUUCUGUCCUGCGUGUCCAGAGAGGGAGCACAGCGGACCCCCAGUGUUACUGUAGCACAACAAUUACAGCUCCACCUACUGGCCAACCCCUGGAUGGUCCAAGAUGUAGUAUCAGAGUCUUUAGCUGGACUGCUGGACGGUAUUGGCUGGCUACUGAAGCAUUCUGGGCUGAGGCUGUGACUCCAGUGGGCUGAAGUAAAAUCAAAUUUACACAUAUAAACUUAAGGAAUAUAGCAUUCCUGUGGUGGUAUUAUUAUUAUUACUGUUGUUAUAAUUAGAAUUAUAACACUAUUACAGUUCAGUUGCCUUACCUCAAGCAAUGUUUUGUACUUAUUGAAUGAAUAUUGCACUGUUUUUAAUAGUUUUAUAUAGAACCAUGGUACUCAAAAAAAAAAACAUUUAGAUGCUUAAAGGAUUCUUUGCCUGGUUGUGUCUGGCCCACACUACAGAUUUAAAAAAUCUUAAAUAAUGAUGAAACCGUGAGAGACUCCAUACAUAAAGUUUUUCAUUUUUUACAGACUUUUCUGUCUUUAAUCUUUGUUAGUUAUCAUCUCCCUCACACUACACAGUCUGCCCUAAAAUAAAAUCUGAAUAAAACAGCACUACCUUUAGGAUUAUACACUCCUUACCAAUGAUUCUGAUUCUCGAAACCUCGAGAUGGGUGUAAUCAAUCAGUGGAUACAGCAAAACCAUUGCUACGCUAGUUGUGAGCGAAUUUAACUCCAAAAAAAACGUAAGAAAAAAAAGGCCAAUAGUUUAAACCAUGUCUGAAAAGGAAAGAGUUGACAUAGCUAUUAUGUACUGCAACGUGAGCUAGAGAUGAGUAUACACUUAUUGUAAAGAACUUCUGUUUGUCUAUUCAUCAAUACAUCUGGCCCGCAAGUAUGAAACAUCUGGGCCGUGAGGUUGUUUAAACUAUAAUGAACGAUAAUGAAAAAAUAAAAUAAAAUGCUUCUCUGGCGAACUUUUGUUUACAUCCCUCCCCUCUCUCUCUGUCGCGCUUGGUGUGACUUUAGUUUCUGCCCGUUCUUGUUUUUCUGCCGGUUCUUGGGCUCCCUAUCUCCUUAUAAGGCGUUUUUUUCCCAGCCGUUUGCCAAUUUACUAGCCUGAGUAGCAGUAGUAUAUUAGACCGCGACCCUGACGACACGGGUUCGAUCCUGAGUAAGGAGCGGUGUGUUUAUUUUUUGUUUGUUUUUUUAAGUGCUUUCAGAUCAGCUGUUCUGCAAUUGGGUUCAACAACCCUCUGGGCUGGAGAGCUACUAGUCUGUAGCACUCCAUCCCAUUACACUUUUUAUUGGCCUGCCACUUAAUGGCUUGGAAAAUAUCUGGCCAGUGGCCAAAAUUAUUUGCCGACCCCUGGUUUAGGCCCUAUCUUACACCCUGCUCAAGACGUGUUGCGAUGAUCAUGGCUAUUAUACACCCUGUCAACAGUCUAUAUUCACACCUUGCACCUUGGCUCUUAAAGGGAAUGGCAAGCGACACGCUGAUGAGUUCAUUUCACGUUACGUACAAAACAUACAUAUGAUUAAUAAAGAUAAUUUGUAUAUGUCUUUUGAACGUUUCGAGCCUCACAAGGUGUAUUUUUUUGCAUCUUAAAGAUACCAAACAUACACUCACACCCCCUAAAUUGAUAGAUCGCCUAUAGAUUGCUAAAAUUUCAAAUAUAGAGACAGUAUACACCAUGUAUAGCCCUUCAGCUUAGCUCUACAGGAUACUGUCGUUAAUAUUAAACGUUAAUCUAAUAUUAAUAUUUAAUAUUAAACGUUAAUAUUAAAGUCGUUAAUAUUAAACAUGUCUCAUAUUUACGAUUCACGAUCGGGCAGCUCCAACUUCUCUUGGACAAGAUAAGAGGACUAGAAAUUAGAUUAUAGACACACCCACUACAGGUUAACCUGAGAAGAUCAUUGUUUACAAGCACCCUAAAAUUUACGAGAAGAGCAAUCGGCCUCAAAAUCAGACUGAUAAACCUGUAACCUGUUGUGUGAGCCAGGCAUUAAGUGUUUUUCUGCUCUUGUAGAACCUGUUUCAGUACUACAGUGUAUACAACAUUUUUGCUCUCAAUGUUUAGUUAUGUUUUUUUAUAAAACAGUCUCUUUGCUGUAUUUUUAUAUAUAUUUUUAAUUAAUGUUUACAUUGAGCCAGUCAACUAUGUAAAACCAGCCAAAUGUUUCAUUAAAAAUCAGACACAAAAAAAGGAAAAA
Messenger RNA from Astyanax mexicanus (Mexican tetra), 3253 nucleotides. It is a transcript of the gene fbxo4, whose product is annotated as F-box protein 4. The coding region runs from base 126 to 1232 and encodes 368 amino acids. Gene Ontology annotation, cellular component: SCF ubiquitin ligase complex. Gene Ontology annotation, molecular function: protein binding. Lineage: Eukaryota; Metazoa; Chordata; Actinopteri; Characiformes; Acestrorhamphidae. The record is from RefSeq and is a predicted model, not a curated record. The transcript has 7 exons. Gene Ontology annotation, biological process: SCF-dependent proteasomal ubiquitin-dependent protein catabolic process; protein polyubiquitination.